AUUCCAGGUUGCGGUAGGCAUGCCGGUCCCGGCGUGAGAUGGACGGCAUUCAGAUGGAGCCCGUCGGCAAGUACAAGCCCGACCGCAACGGCUCAGCCAAGGCAGCUGCUUGGCGAAACAUGGUGGAUCAAGACUUGGACGAUGUCGCGUUCCUGGCCGAUACAGACAAGGCGCGCGAGGCACGCGAGCUCCGCGAGGCACCUGUCGCGGUGUGCUCGCAGCGGCGCGCGCUUUGCCUCGCGGCGGUUGUCCUAGGAGCUAUGUUCGCUAGCGCUCUGAUUGUUGUAUACGCGAGCCCUCAACCUGAUUGCCCCUGCCUGGGUGAGAACCCUCUGAUUCCCGGAUCACCCACGGCAGGAUCCGAUGCCAACGCCGCUGCUGCUAACAAAGACCGCAUAGCGACGAACGGCGCCAUUUUCCCGUGGCGCGGCGCCCGGCUGCCGACGUUCCUGAUCCCGAAGCACUACAGCCUCUGGCUGCACCCCAACCUGACCACCGGCGAGCUGAGAGGCGAAGUAUCAAUCGACUUCAAAGUGGAUCGCGACACCAUAUUCGUGGUCCUAAAUGUGAGGGACAUGAACGUCACAGAGCGGGCGCUGUUCAAAACUGGGGGCUCUUUGGGGCCUAAGGUCGCUAAAGUGCUGGAUUACCCGCCUGCUGAACAGACUUAUAUUGAGUUUAAGGAGAAACUCCGGCGAAAGUUCAACUACACCCUCAGUCUCCGCUUCAUCACGAAACUGGAGAGGAACGACAAGCAGCGAGGGUUCUUCUUGGCUGGCAACAACAGGCAUCGCUGCGCCGUGUCACGAUUCUGGUUGACGCAUGCGCGCUCCGCGUUCCCCUGCCUCGACGAGCCACAUCUCCGAGCCACGUUCCGACUCACCAUCGUCAGAGACAGAUUCCACGUGUCCUUGACAAACAUGCCAAUAGUGGCGACAGAAGAGGCUGGAUUCUAUUUAGGACAUCGAUUGCUCCAAGAUGAGUUCGCGCAGUCCCCCCCGAUGCCGCCGCACAUGAUGUCGGUGGCGGUGUGUCGCCUGCAGCGCCGCGCGCAGCCCCCCCUCCCCACCGACGCGCCCGAGCCCACCCCCUCCACGGAAGUAGCUACGUCUAGUACUGAGACACCAGAUGAGGAGGAUUUCAUGAUGCCCCCACCGGAAAUAAGUCUCUACAGCGAUCAGCAAGUUAUCUUGGAUGAGGCUGGACCUCUACUAGAAUGGGUGCAGAAAACCAUCCAACAGUUUGCCUACGAGCUGAACACGUCCUACCCCCUCCCCAAGCUUGACGUGGUGGUGGUCGAGGGGGGAGGGCUGUACUCGGAGGGCUGGGGGCUCAUCACCCUGUCUCCGAGCACCCUCACUGACACGAAGACCAUAGCGCGUCUACUGGCACAACAGUGGUUCGGCGGGCUGGUGUCCCCUCGCUGGUGGAGCGCGCAGUGGCUGAUGGAGGCGCUCACAUCCGUGCUGGGACAGAAGGCUCCACCUUUUGAAGGUGGCGCUGAACGGCAGCAAGAUAGUCUGCUGCUGGAUCAUGUUCUGCCUGCCUUGAGGUUGGACUCGAGCACGUCGGUGCGUGCGGUGGCGUCUCCGCGGCUCGAGCGCGCUGACAUAGAGUCCGCUGCUGAUGAACUAUCUUUGCAUAAGGGAGCGGCUAUAGUGAGCAUGGCGGUCGAGGCGGCGGGCGAGGCGGCGGGCCGCGCGGCGCUGGCGCGGCUGUUGCGGGACCAUCGCAGCGCCAGUGCCGAUGCUAGAGACCUGUGGCGCGCGCUGCAGCGGCCCGGCGCAGGCGGGGCGCCGCCGCACGCGUGGGACGGCUGGUGCGAGAAGGCCGGCUACCCGCUACUGGCCGCUGUUAACACGGCCACAGGCGAUGUACUGCUCAAGCAGGAACGUUUUGUGAUGACAGCAGACCCCCCGGACCCCGAGCCGCCUAUGAUCAACUCCCUUCUGACCCUGGACCUGCGGGCCGACCUUGAAGAACUCUUCUAUGAACCAGAGAAUUUCACGGACACGAUUGAAGACGAUAACGCGACCAGCAGCACCACCUCCACCCCCGCCCCUACCACGCGCCGCCCCGCGCCCCGCACCCCCAAGCCCCCGCCCAACCCCAAGUGGGUCAUCCCGGUCACCUUCUCCGUGGGACCUCUGGAGCCUGGCUUCGAGAAUGACACGAAGAUCGCCAAGAAUAUCACUGAUAGUGUGCUACAGAAUGGGACUUGGUACGACGUGGGCAACGAGACGAAGACGACUCACGGCUCGCGCUGGGCUGAGAACGUCACACACUUAAUAUGGAUGAACGACACUGAAAUGUUGGUACCAGACUUGGGCAAGCACAAGUGGGUGCGAUACAAUGUGGGAGCGAGAGGGCUGUACCGAGUCGCGCCACAGAAUCCUUCCGCUGGAGAGACGGCGGAGGCGGCGGCCGCCCGUGCGUCGGCGCUGUACCUGGGCGGCGCGCCGGCGGAGCGCGCUCUCCUACUGGACGACGCCUUCGUGCUGAGCCGCGCGCGCCGCCUGCCCGCCUCCAGGGCCGUCGCGGCUGCAGCGCGUCUAAAUAAGGAGACUCACUGGGCCCCAUGGCGCGUGGUCCUCAACCACUUAUCCUGGUGGAAAGAGCUACUUCGCCUUACUUCGUCCGGCCCGCCUCUAGCCAAGCUGCUGGUCACCCUACACCCGGAUACCGUGACUAUAUACACCAGUCAGGAAAUGGAGACGUUGAAUGAAGACCAAUUAUGGCUGAGCGGCGCGCUGCUCACAGCCGGCGUUGAGUGGGAGAAUGAGAAAGUGACGAAACAGGCGGUACGCCUGUUCGACUCCUGGCGCAACGCCAACAAGACCAUACCGGAGAUAUACCAGGAGGCGGCCUUCACAGCGGGCGUGCGCACAUACGGCCUUGUCGGCUGGCAGACCUGCUGGAAAGCUCUAACAGCAUCCUACGCGGCCCCGCGUCCUUUAUAUAGCCACCGGGCGCUGCUUGCUGCGUUGGCGUCGCCGAAGGACGAUUGGCUUUUCUACAGGUUCGCAUUCACCGCGCUGUCACCAGAGGCGCAGCGGGGUCGCGAGUGGAAGCAAUGGAUCACAGCGCUCUGCGCAGCCGCGUGCAGAUGGCGCGGCGCGGCGAGCGCGUGGCGCGUGCUGCGCGCCGCGCCCGCGCCGCCGCCGCCCGCGCUGCUCGCGGCCGCGCGCUGCCUGCAUCAGCCACACGAUUAUUACCGAUUUAAAGAUCUGUUCGGCGAGUUGAGGGGAGCCGUGGGCGCGUUGGACACCAUCGCGCUGAACGCAGCGUGGGUAGCGCAGGCCGACAUGGAUCUGCAACGGUACUUCACCGCCGUCAAACCGUAG
This is a messenger RNA of Cydia splendana, 3344 nucleotides long. RefSeq lists its product as uncharacterized. Gene Ontology annotation, molecular function: zinc ion binding; metallopeptidase activity. The transcript has 26 exons. Bases 39 to 3344 code for a protein of 1101 amino acids. Gene Ontology annotation, biological process: proteolysis. Lineage: Eukaryota; Metazoa; Arthropoda; Insecta; Lepidoptera; Tortricidae. The record is from RefSeq and is a predicted model, not a curated record. Gene Ontology annotation, cellular component: cytoplasm.